Messenger RNA from Populus euphratica (Euphrates poplar), 1119 nucleotides. RefSeq names its product putative cytochrome c oxidase subunit 5b-like. Gene Ontology annotation, biological process: mitochondrial electron transport, cytochrome c to oxygen. NCBI's taxonomy places the organism in Eukaryota, Viridiplantae, Streptophyta, Magnoliopsida, Malpighiales, Salicaceae. The transcript has 6 exons. The coding region runs from base 158 to 661 and encodes 167 amino acids. Gene Ontology annotation, cellular component: mitochondrial envelope; respiratory chain complex IV. The record is from RefSeq and is a predicted model, not a curated record.
ACAUUUUCCCAUUUCAUUUCAUUCCGUUCCCCCAUUUUCUUUCUAACUGAUAAAAAUAAAUUAAAAUAAAUAGCAGCAGCAGAAAGAGAAGUCGUAGUAGCAGGGUGAGACCUCGCAUCAAAACGAGAACACAUUCACGAGAAACAAAAAAGAAACAAUGUGGAGAAGACUGGCCUCUUCACACCUCAGAACCCUAGUCACCACCACUACCACCUCCGCGCGAUCCACUCAAUCCCGUCUCCUCAGUCGAUCAAUCAUCAAUCCAUCUCCUUCCACUUCUCUUUUCAAUCGCUAUUUUAGCGCCGACUCAGUGGAUGGUGCCGUGAAGAAGAGAGUUGAGGUUGUGAUGCCUAUUGCUACUGGACAUGAGCGGGAGGAGCUAGAAGCUGAGCUUCAGGGAAAGAAACUUCUUGAUAUAGACUUUCCUGAAGGCCCUUUUGGCACAAAGGAAAAGCCUGCUGUUAUCAAGUCCUACUAUGACAAGAGAAUAGUUGGAUGCCCUGGAGGUGAAGGAGAGGAUGAGCAUGAUGUUGUGUGGUUUUGGCUGGAGAAAGGCAAGCCUCAUGAAUGCCCGGUGUGCACACAGAACUUUGUGCUGGAAGUAGUGGGCCCCGGAGGACCGCCCGAUGGACACGGUGACGAUGAUGAUCACCAUCACUAAUUGCAGCUUUCAAUUUUGCUGGUGGAAUAAAAUUUGAGAAGAUGAUGAGACAAUUCCCAGUAUACAAUGCAGCUUCGAAGUUCCAAAGCUUCAUAAUGUCUUGUUUGUUUUUGAUUGGUCCUUUAUCGUUGUGGCAGUUGCUUUCGCAACAAUUGGAAUGGAAUCUCUUUUGUGGUUAUGUAGACACAGACAGGUCAAUUACUGGAUCUCGGGAUUUUGUUACGCCCUUUUAAUGCAUUGCAAAAUAAUCAAUGGCGUACAUUCUUUCAAGUUUCAUGGAACUUCAUGAUGUAGUUUCAAGGGAGCCAUAGAAUCUCUGGAGUUCUGUGAGAUGGUGCCUUUCUUGCUCCAUCACCGGUACAGUAUUCAAUGUUAUUAUUGGCGUGUGCCAUUGCAAAAUUCGGAAUGAUGUAUCACGAAUAACGAAUGAAUUUUUAUCAAUCAAUACUUGGAUUCUG